AUGGAUUACUAUGUGUUGGGCAUAGCUAGGCAGGUUGUAAUCAUGAUGAUCGCGAUAUCAAUGCUAUUGCUGUUUGUGGGGAUAGGAACUCUGAUCGUGAUUCAUGUCUGUAUCGUUGGGAGAGCUUACAGAAGAGGAAUUGGAACCACUAACAUGCUGGAAAGAGGCAGUUUACCUAGCAACAGCAUGUCCCAUGAGGAUAUAGAAAAGCUCCCUUCCUAUGCUUUUCAGUCCAAAAAUAAAGGAACUAGUCGAAUUGAAUGUGCAGUUUGUUUGGAUAAUCUCAAGGUGGGUGAAAAGUGCAGAUUGUUGCCUCUGUGCAGUCACAGUUUUCAUGCUGAAUGCAUAGACUUGUGGCUCUUGAAAACCUCCAUUUGUCCAAUUUGCAGAGCUACUGCUGGUGGCUCGAUAUCUGGUGGAGAAAGUAGCCGCUACAGUGAAAGUGGUAGGCAGGAAUUAAACGGGGAAACGGCUGAAUUAGCAGAGACGAUAUUUGCACCAGAGAGUGACAAUCCCAUCAACAGUUCAAGCUUUGAGACGAUAGCAAAUCAUACAGGGAGUACAGCCCAAAACAGUGAGCAAUUGAGUGGAAUUGGUUCAAUAGAUGGCCAAAUUACUAGUGAAGUCUAUGUGAAGAUUAGUGAAACAAGUAAUGAUUUGAGAGAGAGCCAAGAAGAAGUUGUGCAUGCAAGUACUGAGAAUUCUACUGAGUUGAGAGCAACCCAACCUAUAGAAACUAUCCAUUUGGUCCAUGAAGAAACGCUACAAUCAAGAGAAUCCCAAACUGCUCAAUUAAACUUAGCUGAUCAGAGUUGA
Messenger RNA from Lycium barbarum (goji berry), 816 nucleotides. Its product is annotated as RING-H2 finger protein ATL34-like. The record is from RefSeq and is a predicted model, not a curated record. Lineage: Eukaryota; Viridiplantae; Streptophyta; Magnoliopsida; Solanales; Solanaceae. The transcript has a single exon. Bases 1 to 816 code for a protein of 271 amino acids.